Messenger RNA from Aspergillus terreus NIH2624, 1446 nucleotides. Its product is annotated as fungal specific transcription factor domain-containing protein. Gene Ontology annotation, biological process: DNA-templated transcription. The transcript has 2 exons. NCBI's taxonomy places the organism in Eukaryota, Fungi, Ascomycota, Eurotiomycetes, Eurotiales, Aspergillaceae. Gene Ontology annotation, cellular component: nucleus. Bases 1 to 1446 code for a protein of 481 amino acids. The record is from RefSeq and is a predicted model, not a curated record. Gene Ontology annotation, molecular function: zinc ion binding; DNA binding.
AUGUCCGGCUAUACUCUGACAAUCAGCCAGGUGACAUGCAGCGGCCCAUCUGUGGCCUUUGUCGCCGCACCGGCCAGCGCUGCGAGUUUCCCACUCGACGCCGAAAACCGAAUGAGAAGCGGGGAAAAUCGAGGCUGCAGCGGAAAACAGGUUGGUCUUGGCCGAUAUACAUAUCUACUACUUGCUCAUCCAGUCCACUGGCUCUUAGCUCAAGACCGAUGCAUAUCAUGUCAAUCGCCCCGUAGCGAAUCCACCAAUCCUGCCGCGGUACGCUCAUCCUCUCUGAGUACCACCUCCGCGAGUCCGAAGAAUCCCCAGAGCUCUUUGGAGAAGGCCCCAGAAGAAGGAGCCGAGGAGGAAAUACCGCCUGAGUUGGCUAAAGCGCUGGUGGAUCUGUUUUUCUUGAAGAUCCAGCCCUGGCUGCCUCUCUUUCACCGUCCGACGUUUUACCAAACCUACAUCGGCAACAACCAGACUAUGCGCGCCAUGGGCGAUCUGAGUAUGGACGAGCGGCUCAUGUUUUGGGCUAUCUUCGCUCUUGCUGCGAAGUACUACUCGGCUGGGGACUGGGCGCGCAUUCCAGCACCCGAGCGAGGAGCGCAGUUUGCCGUCAACGCCAACCAGGCGUACGCCCGGUUGCGACUCAGCGCCUCCAAGUCUUCCGAGGCCUAUCUCAAGGGAUGUAUUCUCUUGGCAUUCUAUCUUUACACGUCGUGUCUGCGCCAUCAAAGUUGGAUUCUCACCGGAGUCUGCGUUAGGAUGGCUUUUGACCUGAACCUACAUCGAAUAGACGCCAUCGAAACCGAAGGCAAUUGUGGCGCCGACGAACAGCAGCUGACCACCCGAUGGAUGCGUAAAGAAGGCCUCCGCCGAAUCUGGUGGCUGGUGUGGGAGCUGGAUCGCUUCGGAUCCAUCUUGUUGCAGCGGCCGUAUGCAAUUGACGACCGCUCUGUGCGUGUUUGUCUGCCAGUGUCGGACCAUGAUUGGUUUGCUGGCAGACGCGUGGGAUCGGCAAUGCUGGACCGAGAGCCACAUAGGGUAUGGAACAGUCUCCAGGGCAGCGAAAACCAGAGCGAACGUGCCUGGUUCUUGGUUUGCAAUCAUCUUGUCUCACUCGCCCAUGCGAGUUACCAGUACCCGAGCAACGAAGAGGUUGGUGAGAUAGUGCGGAUGGAGACUAUCUUGAACUGCUUCCGCCUCAGCCUGCCACCGCAGUUUGACAUUUUUGAAAACCCCCCCGACUUCAGCAACGAUGACGUUUCCCAGUACAACUGGAUAAUAUGCACGAACCUGCUUCUUCUCUCCGCUCGAACCUCGUGUGAUGUAGCCCGUGCUCAGCCAGAACAGAUGUACACCAAAAGGAUCCAGGCGCGAGCGUCGGAACUCGUGCAGAUCAUGAAUGCCUGGCCCUCAGAGUACAUCAAGUUUUCUCACCACACCCGAUAA